Molecule: messenger RNA, 894 nt
Organism: Phyllostomus discolor (pale spear-nosed bat)
Lineage: Eukaryota; Metazoa; Chordata; Mammalia; Chiroptera; Phyllostomidae
Gene: AURKAIP1
Product: aurora kinase A interacting protein 1
Exons: 4
Coding region: 232-831 (199 amino acids)
Biological process (GO): mRNA processing
Cellular component (GO): mitochondrion
Source: RefSeq, a predicted model, not a curated record
GUAAGGGCCCUGCCGAGGCGGCUUCCCUGGCCGGAAACCGCUGCUUUCUGCUCUCGGUGGAGCCUGAGCCCAUGCGAAGUCGGGUUCCGUGAGGGCGCCAGGGAGCGCUGGACAUUAGAAUUGUCGGGCUACGGCUCCGGGGGUCAGGUUUAGGAACGGACCGGAAGUGUGUGAGCGGGCUGGCGGCAGAAUGCUCCCCUGAGCGCCUGGGGCCGCCGCCACCCGCCGACCAUGUUCCUGUCGAGUCUGACUUCUCAGCUGCUCAGGGUCGUUCCCCGGGCAGGCCUCAGCCGGCCCUGGCCUGUCUCAGCGCUGCUGGGCAGCCAUGUCUGCAGGCCUCGCUACAGCACGCAGCCAACGGGCCCGAGUCCGGCUGUUGUUCCUCCGAGCAAGGGGGUCCAGCUGGAGCUUGAGGAGAUGCUGGUCCCCAGAAAGAUGUCCAUCAGCCCCCUGGAGAGCUGGCUGACCGCCCACUACCUCUUGCCCAGACCGGGCGCUGGGGCCCCAGGGACCGUGGCUCCCGCCCAGCUUUAUGAGUGUCCCCCUGGCCAGGUGGGGGAAGGGGCUGAGCAGGGGGACGAGGGCGUGCGGGAUGCCCCCGGCGUGCAGUGCAAAAACGUGCUGAAGAUUCGCCGGCGGAAGAUGAACCACCACAAGUACCGCAAGCUGGUCAAGCGGACCCGGUUCCUGCGCCGGAAGGUCCGGGAGGGACGCCUGAAGCGGAAGCAGCUCAAGUUCGAGAGGGACCUCAGGCGCAUCUGGCUGAAGGCGGGCCUGAAGGAGGCUCCCGCGGGCUGGCAGACCCCGAAGAUCUACCUCAAGGCAAAAUGAGGGCCGAGGGCCUGCAGCCCCUGCCCCUGCCGUUGUCUGUCCUAAUAAACGCUUGCAGAGCUG